Nerophis lumbriciformis (worm pipefish) is the source of this 1251-nucleotide messenger RNA. The record is from RefSeq and is a predicted model, not a curated record. Lineage: Eukaryota; Metazoa; Chordata; Actinopteri; Syngnathiformes; Syngnathidae.
GUAGAAAGGCCGUCUUAUGCUCCGCCCCCUCCCCCUGCACCUACCACUCAAAUGCCCAAUACUGCAGGGUUUGUGGGGUACAAUCCCUACAGCCAUCUGGCCUACAACAACUACAGACUGGGAGGGAGCCAAAGCAGCAACAGUCGGGUAACGAAUUCCUCUGGAAUAAAUAUACCAAAGCCACCCAAGCCCCCUGAUAAGCCAUUGAUGCCAUACAUGAGAUAUAGUCGUAAGGUUUGGGAUCAAGUAAAAGCCUCCAAUCCCGAUCUGAAGCUAUGGGAAAUUGGGAAGAUAAUCGGUGGCAUGUGGAGGGACCUCACUGAUGAGGAGAAACAGGAUUAUUUGAAUGACUACGAAGCAGAGAAGAUUGAAUAUAAUGAAAACAUGAAGGCCUAUCACAACUCGCCAGCUUACCUGGCCUACGUCAAUGCAAAAAGCCGCGCAGAGGCAGCGCUAGAAGAGGAGAGCCGUCAGCGGCAGUCUAGACUGGACAAGGGCGAGCCAUACAUGAGCAUUCAACCAGCUGAGGAUCCAGAUGAUUGUGAUGAUGGAUUUUCAGUCAAGCACUCUGCAGCAGCCCGUUUCCAACGCAACCAUCGUCUAAUCAGCGAGAUUCUAAGUGAGAGUGUCGUGCCUGAUGUUCGGUCUGUUGUCACAACUGCCCGAAUGCAAGUCCUUAAACGUCAAGUGCAGUCUUUGAUGGUGCACCAGAGAAAGUUGGAAGCAGAGUUGCUUCAAAUUGAAGACCGCCACCAGGAUAAGAAAAGAAAAUUCAUUGAAGCUACAGAUUCGUUCACAAAUGAGCUCAAAAGACUCUGCUGUAUGAAAGUGGAAGUGGACAUGGAUAAGAUUUCUGCCGAGAUCUCUGCAGCGGAAGAGGCAGCCCGCAAACGGAUGGCUGAACGGGAGAAAGAAGCAAAAGAGGCUUCUACGUGUGGCUCUGCAUCAGAAGAAGAAAAGCAAGGCAAGUCGCAACAAAAUCCUCUUAGCGACGCUACCAAUAAGGGAGGGGAAAAUGCCGAUUCCAUCAGCAAAGAUCCUUCAGGAAAGCAGAAGGCUGCAGAGGAACUCCACGAACAGCCAGGGAGCGAAGAAGGGGCCUCUGAGGACAAGGAGAGCGUCUUAGAGGGAGCCAUGGAGGAGGGAACCAGUGAUAGCAACACGGGUUCAGAAACCACUUCCGCUCAAACAGAAGAGGCUCUGACUAGUGAGCCGUCAGAUGGUUCCAGCAGAGCAAGAUCAGCCCACUGA